Molecule: messenger RNA, 966 nt
Organism: Rubroshorea leprosula
Lineage: Eukaryota; Viridiplantae; Streptophyta; Magnoliopsida; Malvales; Dipterocarpaceae
Source: the annotation of a GenBank genome assembly
GUAGCAAAGAGCGCAAAGGUUGAGGCAUGAAACAGAGGACAGAGGGCUCCAUAACUAUUUUUCAAACAAAGUAAUUGCAUUUUCCAUACAUAAUUAAACAACACCCAAUUGUCAAGAAAUAAAACCCAUAAAUAAAAAUAUCAAAAGAAAGUUCCUUACUAUCAUUUGCCGGAAAGACGUUUCGCAUACCCUUGUGCGAAUGCAGACGCCGGAGAGAGCAGGGGCGUCCACCCCACCUUCCGCCUCCGUCCCAUUUCGCUGGGAAGAGGAACCGGGGAAGCCCAAGCCAUGCACCGCGCUUUCCACGUUCUCGAUUCGGGAGGAUUCUGCCCAGAAAUGCCUUGAACUGCCUCCGAGGUUGCUGGUGGAAUCAAAACCGUAUUCCUCGCCUACCACCGUCUUGAAAGGUCCGUACAUCGGUCGUUCGUCCAGGUUUCAGUCUCUCAGAAUGGGCAAACACUCCUCGCCCGCCACCGAUCUCUUGGAAGGCCCGUUCAUUGGCCGGUCGUCGAGGUUUCAGUCUAAUUCGUUCAGAAUGGGAGGCGAUUGCUACGGUUCUUUUCGUUCCACCGGUAACUCCAGCCUGGAGGCGGUGGUUCCUUAUGGAGCGCUGGUUGUUAGCAAGAAAGGGCAGCGGAGAGACAGAGGGAUUCUUGGGUUCUGGAGGAAAAGAGCCUUGAAGGGUGAAAAAGGUGUUGUUAGGGGUAGUUACGUGUUUCCGUCUUCCGUGGAUAGAGAAAGUGAUUCCGACCGUGAAAGGGAAGACAUCCGCAGCAGCACCACCGUGAAGAUCACCAGGGUUAGAAGAAUUAGGAGUUCUCCUAACCUAUCCCAUGCCGCCAAGUCACAUUUCUGGGUGAGCUUUUUUUUCUUUUUGAACUGAAGCUAAAUACAUUUCUGGGUGAUCUUAUAUUUAAAUCAUUUUUUUUCCACGUAAUUUUUUUGAAAUAAAAGUAUUAAUUCUUG